This is a messenger RNA of Didymosphaeria variabile, 2460 nucleotides long. RefSeq lists its product as uncharacterized. The transcript has 3 exons. The coding region runs from base 1 to 2460 and encodes 819 amino acids. The record is from RefSeq and is a predicted model, not a curated record. Lineage: Eukaryota; Fungi; Ascomycota; Dothideomycetes; Pleosporales; Didymosphaeriaceae.
AUGAAAUUCACAGCUUCGCUGCUGCUCCUCAGCAGCAGUCUCCUCCCUACGGCCCUCGCGCAGAACUCCGACUCAGAAGUUACCGCUUCGUGGACAGAGCAGGGUGUUUGCGCAUACUUCUACGAGAAACCUGGCGCGUGGAAGUCACUCGCCGAAACAUGCGUUAAGUACUGCGAGAACAACGGCGGACAUGGUUACUCUGAAUGCGACCAUACGCCAUACGCGAGCAUGAGCCUUCCCGACGGCAUCGACCAGAGUAUCAUCAGUAAAGAUGACUCAGGCGACGUCUACGUUCCGUGCAAGUGCAAGUGCGAUAACCCUGAUGUCGAGGGAAUCGCUACCGCUAUUCUGGACGUUGUUAUCGAGGGGUUGAGCAAGCUCGAUGAAAUCAUUUGCGGUGUCUUCAUGACGGCCAUGGUGUCCGUUGUCGAGGUCGGCAUCGAUCUCAUUCCCGGAGGUGCGGAAGCCACUGCAGCAGCCAGAGGUGUCGAAGCAGUCAAGUCCUUCACCGAGAACGCUCUCGAUGUCGCCGACUCCAUGGGUAACUGGGUCGGCAAAGCCUGCGGUAUCGACGAUCCGAACUGGCCCAACAGCAUCUUUGAUGUGCUCUUGACAUCUCCUGAUUCCUUCGGUACGAGCAUUGGGUGCAAGAAGAAGAACAAGGCAGACUGCAAGAGCGUUGAUCCGGUGCCGGAUAAGCCGAAGACGAAGGGUGGCGAUGACCCAGCUACUAAGGGACCUGACCCGGCUACAAGUGCGCCGAACGCGGACCCUACGACUGCGGACGCGCCGCCUGCUACGUCUGAUGCUGCUCCACCUGCUACGUCUGAUGCUGCUCCGCCAGCCUCAACCGAUGCUCCGCCUGUCUCUAGCGAUGUUCCUGUUUCCAGCGAUGUCCCUGCUUCAACCGACGCUCCUGUCUCGAGCGAUGUCCCAGCUUCAACUGAUGCUCCUGUCUCUAGCGAAGUCCCCGUCUCUAGCGAGGUCCCAGUCUCAAGCGAUGUCCCUGCUUCAACAGACGUCCCUGUUUCCAGCGAGGUCCCUAUUUCUAGCGAUGUCCCUGCUUCUACCGACGUCCAACCCACGAGUGUUGACCCUUCUGCCAGCGUCGACCCUUCUGCUACACCUUCAGUCGACCCAUCAGCUACAAAUAGUGUUGACCCUUCGAUAACAUCCAGUGCAGACCCAUCAGCGACCAGUGGUACCGCCACGACCUCUUCAUCCUCGUCCUCCGAAUCUUGCGGCUCCGGAAGUACUGUGGUCCAGAGGCGCGGUGCUUCGCAGACCGCCGGCGCUCCGGCGUGCGAGGCAACGAAUGCCUGCGUUAUCACCAACCCCGACGUAGGAGGUGAAGACCUUGACGCCGAUUUUGCGGAUGCUCUCGAUGCCGUAUCAGAUGUUGCAGACAUCCUCAGGCUUCGUGGAAUUGACGGCCAUCGUAGCCCACGUAGCCUUUUACACAAGCGUGCACCGAAGAGUGGAAACCCGUGUUCCGCCAGCCCCGGAAACGAGGCUUUCGUCCUCCAAUCAGACGACUAUCCCUCAAACGGCAAGCUUGACGCCAAUACCGAUUCCUGGGGGUACAUUAAGCAGAACAACAAGUGUGAUUACUCGUGGCUUGAUGGCAAGCCGCAGAUCACUGGUAACACGUACGACAGCGAGCAUGUGAUGGAAUGGCAAACAGUUACCGACUUCUUCAAGAAGCUGAAUGCCAAGGGUGGCCAGAAGUACGACCACCCAGACCCCAGCCAACCUGAUGGAACCAAGACCGACUUCUGCACCUACUGGAUCCAGUCCUGGAGUCUUGAUGCAGGACAGGAAUUCUCGAUCAACAGCAGCGCCCCUUACACCCCGUGGAACCACAUUAAGACCGUGUACCCUGGCAACACUCUUGGCGCGGCGUACAAAUCCGAGAUGAUAAGACUCCAGAGGAACAUCAACUCGACUCCCAGGUCCAACAUGUUCUCCGACAAGAACGACUACAUCUGGACAAAGACAGACAUGGACAAACUAGUCACGUCGAAUCGAGACAAGGUCCUCGAGCGCAUGCGCCUCCUCCUGGGUGUACGCACCUACCUCAUGAAUUCAAAGGUCAAGGAAAUCUUCAAGAAACAAAAGGAGCGCAUGGGCGCCAUGAUCGGCCAGCUCGAUACAGACAUGACGACCCACACGCGCACGCAGACCGUGACAGACCCCGUAACGGGCACCACGUCCACCGAGACAUUCCGCCCUUGGGUCAGCCAGAACCUGUUGACGGAGUGGAACACGUUCAUGGACUCGAAGUGGACGGACGCCACGACGAAGCACGCGAAGGUUAUGAACUACUUCAUUAACGAGCUUGAUGAUAAGCAUUGCCAGAGCAGGGCUAAGCAGUCGACGGCUGAUAAGCAGUUCUGCUCGAACUUGAGGACGCUGCAGUCGAAGUACAACACGGCGACGAUUUUCUCGCAGCCGUGGUAG